Linum trigynum is the source of this 1071-nucleotide messenger RNA. The record is from the annotation of a GenBank genome assembly. NCBI's taxonomy places the organism in Eukaryota, Viridiplantae, Streptophyta, Magnoliopsida, Malpighiales, Linaceae.
AUGGCUCCAAACAAUUCUCAACUCCAUUCUGCUGCUACCUUCAACAACCAAGGGUUUUACAAGCCCUCUCGAUACUUUAGGUACCUUAAACACUUUCAAAAUCGCCCACUCUAUCCAUCGUUUCCCAUUCAACCUUAUGCCUUCAGAAAGUAUGAUCUGGACAUUCCUGAUCUCAUUCACAAGCUUGGCUGGGGUUCUCUAUUUGAGAACCAACGGUUCAGUCAGUGUCCUGAAGGUGUCAGAAUGUUCUAUGCUAGCUUGAAGCGUGGUCCUGGGUCGAGUCCCUCCUUUUUCACAACUGUGGUGUACAACCAUGAAAUCAAGGUCACAGCAUCUCUCUUGGCAGAGACUCUUGACCUUCCUUGUGUCGGAUCAUCUGCUGCCACAAAUGAUGAUUUUGAAGCCAUCAGAUUUGACUUUGGCUCAGCUAUGGAGUCCCUCACCCAUGAUAUUGGGACAUACUAUCCUUCCAUGCUCUCUGCAGGACGUCUGGCAGAUCAGUUCAAAGUGCUCCAUUUCUUUAUCACCAGGAUUCUCCUACCUCGUAGCGGUCUCUCUGUUGAUCUUGUCCAUCCUGCUGAUGCAUGGAUUAUGGCAAAUGCUCGUGAUGGCGUCAAACUCAAUUUCUCUGAGCUUAUGUUUGUUCAUAUGAUCAACUAUGGCGACGAGAAUUACUCUGGUCCUCUCCCUUUUGGUCCCCAAAUCACUCGCCUGCUGUCUCGCGUAGGAAUUGACCUCCGUGAUAAAUUGGUAGUCUGUGAUGUCCGCGAAGAUCUGCGUGCUCAACACAUUCUUACUCGUGUUGACGCCCAGGUUGGUAGGAGAAAGCCUGCCAUUUGCUCAGGGGGAGAAUCUGCUAAGGAUUCCAAGCAAUUAGUUUCUGCACUCUUGGAAGCUGCAUCUGCAGUACUUGACAGAGAAAUCUCUGCUGUCAAACGCAAGGAACUAGCCAGUAUGGAAUUUCAUUAUGCUCGGAUCAAGAUGGCAAAGAAGUCUGAGUAUUCAAACACUCUGGAGGGAGAAGCAGAGGGUAUAUCUGACUAUGAAUCCCCACCAGAAUAUGAUUUCUGA